Messenger RNA from Oldenlandia corymbosa var. corymbosa, 291 nucleotides. The record is from the annotation of a GenBank genome assembly. Lineage: Eukaryota; Viridiplantae; Streptophyta; Magnoliopsida; Gentianales; Rubiaceae.
AUGUGCUGCUUCUCUCCUUGCAGAAUGAUCAUCCUUCUUGCCUAUAUUGGCUUCUUCUUCUGUAUCCAACCUGAUACGGUUUCUAGUCUUAGAAGCAUGGAUCUUGCACUUAGAUUACCGCAGGCUGAAUUCUUGUUUAAGAGAAGCUCACGUAUUCUGAGCACUGUGGGCUUGGAAGAUAUGCCUGUGCAGCAGAAUUUAGCCCCUUCACCUGCAAUGAUGUUUGAUCCCAACCAGUCGGACAAACGAAGAGUUCGAAGAGGUUCAGACCCUAUUCAUAACAGGUGCUGA